Messenger RNA from Syzygium oleosum, 1798 nucleotides. Its product is annotated as WUSCHEL-related homeobox 1. The record is from RefSeq and is a predicted model, not a curated record. NCBI's taxonomy places the organism in Eukaryota, Viridiplantae, Streptophyta, Magnoliopsida, Myrtales, Myrtaceae. Gene Ontology annotation, biological process: plant organ development. Gene Ontology annotation, molecular function: DNA-binding transcription factor activity; DNA binding. The transcript is spliced from 4 exons. Bases 391 to 1494 code for a protein of 367 amino acids.
CUCUCAACUGUUCAACCCGAACUAACCUCACCCCAUUUUAUUUAUAUAUAUGUAUAAUAUAAUAUAGCUGCAGAAACCCUCAUCGUCUCUCUUCGGUAGGCAUAUCAACACAUUCCAUAUUUGAACCAUAUCUACUUUUUCAAAGUGAGGGCUCUACCAUUUCUGUUUCUUGAACUCCAUCCCCCUUUACAAAGCUUUGGACCCUCCAUACCCUUCCAUUCCUCUUCUUGACUCCAGCCCAUAACAAUUCGCGUCACUCCCUCCUCACAACCACAAGAACCAUCCUUUUCCUCUUUCUCUCUCGCUGUCUUCUCUCUCGUGUGCAACGUAAAGCUUUGAGUUUCCGAAAAACCCCAGCGUUUUAGCACUAAACUGGUGCUGUCAAGAAACAUGUGGAUGAUGGGUUACAAUGACGAUGGAGAUCUGUACAUGGCCGAUGCCUUCAACGGCCGAAAGCUUCGCCCCCUCAUGCCAAGGCCGGUCGCCAAUCCUUCCCCUAAUAACGGUGGCGGCACCACCGCCGCGCCGCCUUGCGUGAGCCGUAUCCACGGUGCCACCGACAUUUUUGCACUGAAUCACCAUCUUGCGACUAUGGCUGAGCAAAGCAAAAGAGAGUUCAAUUCGCCACAGGUCGUGGUGAGCUCGCGGUGGAACCCCACGCCGGAGCAGCUACGGACCCUCGAGGAGCUAUACCGGCGUGGGACCCGGACCCCCAACGCAGACCAAAUCCAGCAGAUCACCGCGCAGCUCCGCCGGUAUGGCAAGAUCGAGGGGAAGAAUGUCUUCUACUGGUUCCAAAACCACAAGGCCAGGGAACGACAGAAGCGCCGCCGCCAGAUGGAGGCAGGCCCCGAGGAGAUGAACCGCGAUGCCGAAGAAUCAGAAAGGAAAGAAACAGGCGCGAGUAGGACAGUGCUUGAAGUUGAACAGACCAAGAACAACUGGGCACCCCCUAUAAACUGCAGUACACUAGCAGAGGAAUCUGCAGGAGCUACGACUCAAAAGGCACCAAAAGCAGGAUCAGCAGCAACUUUGGCAGAGCGUAGAACGAGAUCGUCGUCGUCUGAUCAGUGGAUCAAAUUCGACGAUGGAGAAUUUCAGUGGACGAGAAGGCACAGCAACAGCAACCUUUUGGAGAGGAAUGCCACGUGGCAGAUGGUGCAGCUGCCUCCUUGUCCUCAUCCCACCCACCUCAUAAAUACCACAACCGCGUCCACAGUCACACUGCCUGCCGCCCCAACCCUCCACCCUGCUGCUAGGGCAUCGAUGGACCCUAACAAGAUCAUCAAGGCUCAUGACCUCAGGAGCUUCUUCGUGUCCUCGCCUUUCCGAGACAGCCCCGAAUUGGCCAAUGGCGGCGGCCGAGGGUGCGAGGAGGACUCACAAACCCUCCAAUUGUUCCCUCUCCGCAGUGGCGAUGACGUCGACGAGAAGAGCGCGAGCCCUCCGCCCCAUCAGCACCAGUUCUUCGAGUUCCUACCUUUGAAGAACUAGCUAGGGCAUGUUGCAUGGAUUUGUGGUUCUAAGAGCCUGUGCUCAGAUCAUGAUGAUACCAUGGUGUAUUGUGUUAGGGUUUCAUUUCUUUAGCAAUUAUUAUUAUGUAUGUUAUGAAGAUCUCUGGUUGGGAAAGUGGGUAGAGCCAAAAAUGAUGUUGGCCUUUUGACGCUUUACAUUUAAUGGGAGAUGAAAUGGAAUAUAGGAUGUGUUUGGGGGUGUAAGAGGUAGGUAAAUAUUGCCUUAAAGUGAAAUCGACCCAUGUUGGUUCUUUCAAUGAAAAAUGAACUAUAUUCAAUGAGAA